Anguilla rostrata (American eel) is the source of this 5555-nucleotide messenger RNA. Its product is annotated as phospholipid-transporting ATPase 11C-like. The coding region runs from base 490 to 3825 and encodes 1111 amino acids. Gene Ontology annotation, molecular function: magnesium ion binding; ATP hydrolysis activity; ATPase-coupled intramembrane lipid carrier activity. Gene Ontology annotation, cellular component: plasma membrane; recycling endosome; endoplasmic reticulum. NCBI's taxonomy places the organism in Eukaryota, Metazoa, Chordata, Actinopteri, Anguilliformes, Anguillidae. The record is from RefSeq and is a predicted model, not a curated record. Gene Ontology annotation, biological process: phospholipid translocation. The transcript has 30 exons.
ACUUGUGUCGAGCGGGGAGGGGGGGCGAGGAACGAGAUUCAAGUGCAGUUAUUUGACAGAACCUUGAACGUGGUAGGGUGGCAAUGGGAGUAGGUAGAGGGCUUCAAAUUCAAGUUUCAUUUUGUUUGCUUGUCAUGAGCGUCAUACCCGUAACAAUGCUUUGCGAUUAUACCCCCUGAACAUAUUUAACAGCAACAGGGCAUAGCAGGAUGGCACUUACUGCAGUUUCCGCGUGUGUGGGGAAGCAAAGCUAGUCUGUGUAUUGUACACCGCAACGCGGAAAAUAUUAAGAUGUUGGGGGAUAGAAUUCAAACGAGAUUGAAACAAUGUAGCACCGCUGCGGCAUUUCCGAUAUUCGGAUGAAAGAAAGAAUACAAAGUACCUUCAUGUACAUGUAAGAACAGCUCUCGACAGCAGAAAUAGAGGGAAUUGCGGAUCGAUAGCGUCUUCAUUGCUACCAAAGGCAGAAGAGGGACCGAAAACUGCAAUAUGUUCAGAAGGAGACUCAACCGUUUGUUUGCGGGGGACGAGAAGAGGGGGGACAGUCGGACCAUCCACGUGGGCCACCAGCCCUGCCCAGCCACGGACGCCUUCAUCCAACCGAAAUUCUGCGACAACAGGAUUGUUUCCUCUAAGUAUACAGUCUGGAACUUUUUGCCCAAGAACCUGUUCGAGCAGUUCAGAAGAAUUGCCAAUUUCUACUUCCUGAUUAUAUUCCUUGUGCAGGUGAUAGUGGACACGCCCACCAGCCCGGUCACCAGCGGCUUGCCCUUAUUUUUUGUAAUCACUGUGACGGCCAUCAAGCAGGGUUACGAGGAUUGGUUGCGUCACAAGGCUGACAAUGAGGUGAACAAGUACCCAGUGACCAUUCUGGAAGGCGGAAGGAGUCAGUGCAAGAAAGACAGUGAGAAGAUCAAGGUGGGUGACAUCGUCGAGGUGGAAGAGGACGAGACGUUCCCCUGCGACCUGAUCCUGCUGCGGUCCAGCCGCGAUGACGAGACCUGCUUCGUCACCACGGCCAGCCUGGACGGAGAGUCCAACCAUAAGACACACUACACAGUGCCUGAUACGGAGAAAGAUCUGGAAUCACUUAAUGCGACCAUUGAGUGUGAACAGCCGCAGCCAGACCUUUACAAGUUUUUGGGACGCAUGCACAUCUACAGAGAUGGCCAAGCCACCGCUGUGAGGUCUUUAGGCCCAGAAAAUUUAUUGUUGAAAGGUGCUACAUUGAAGAACACCAAAAAGAUUCACGGCGUGGCGGUUUACACGGGCAUGGAGACCAAAAUGGCGCUGAACUACCAGGGAAAGUCCCAGAAGCGCUCGGCAGUGGAGAAGUCCAUCAAUGCCUUCCUCAUGGUGUAUCUGGGGCUCCUGGUGGGCAAGGCUCUGGUUUGCACCACGCUCAAGUACAUCUGGCAGAGCCAGCCGGGGCAGGGUGAGCCUUGGUACAAUCUCCACACCCAGAAAGAAAAGGACACCAAUCUAUACCUGAAGAUGUUUACAGACUUCCUGUCCUUCAUGGUGCUCUUCAACUUCAUCAUCCCUGUCUCAAUGUACGUUACUGUGGAGAUGCAGAAAUUCCUGGGCUCUUUCUUCAUCUCUUGGGACAAAGACUUCUUUGACCCGGAGAUCCAGGAGGGGGCGCUGGUCAACACUUCUGACCUCAAUGAGGAGCUGGGUCAGGUUGAGUAUGUGUUCACUGAUAAGACGGGCACCUUGACCCAGAACAACAUGGAGUUCAAAGAGUGCUGCAUCGACGGCUUCCAGUACCUGGACUCCCCUGUGCAGGUGGAUGGGCUGUGUGUCACGGACGGGCCAGUCAGCAAGACCCAGGAGAAGGCGUGCAGGGAGAAGGAGGAGCUGUUCCUGCGGGCUCUGUGCCUGUGCCACACAGUGCAGGUGAAGGAGUCUUGGCAGGGCGGGGUCCUGGGGAUGGACCAGGUGGACAGAGGGGCCCUCGGACUGGAAGAGCAGUGCGGGUUCAUCGCUUCCUCGCCCGAUGAGGUGGCGCUGGUCAAGGGGGCCAUGAAGUAUGGCUUCAAAUUCCUGGGCUCGGAUUGCAGAAGCAUGAAAAUAAUGAACAGGAAUGAAGACAUUGAGGAGUACGAGCUGCUGCACGUGUUGAACUUUGACCCGGUUCGACGGCGAAUGAGCGUGAUUGUUAAAUCCAGAUCAGGGGACAUCCUCCUUUUCUGCAAAGGGGCAGACUCGUCCAUUUUCCCCCGAGUCAAGCCGGAGGAAGUGGACCGAAUACGGAGGCAUGUGGAGCGAAACGCUACAGAUGGCUACAGGACGCUGUGCGUGGCCUACAAGCAGCUGAGCACGGAGGAGUACGAGAAGGCCGACGCGGGGCUGCGGGAGGCGCGGCUGGCCCUGCAGGAGCGGGAGGAGAGGCUCACGGCCGUGUACAACCAGAUCGAGACCGACAUGAGUCUGAUCGGAGCCACCGCGGUGGAGGACAGGCUGCAGGAGCAGGCCGCUGAGACCAUGGAGGCGCUGCAGGGCGCCGGGAUGAAGGUGUGGGUGCUGACCGGGGACAAGAUGGAGACGGCCAAGUCCACGUGCUACGCCUGCCGGCUCUUCCAGAGGAGCACGGAGCUGCUGGAGCUGACGGUGCGCACCCUGGAGGGCAGCGGCCCGCGGCGCGAGGAGAGGCUGUGGGAUCUCUUACAGGACUACCACAGGAAGGCCGUGUAUGAUGCCCCGCCCAUCAAGGCCACAGCCAAACGGAGCUGGUGCUCCUCGGGCCAGGAGUUCGGCUUCAUCGUGGACGGAGCCACGCUGGGCCUGGUCCUGAACACCAGCCGCUACAGCAGCCUGUUCCUGCAGAUCUGCCAGAACUGCACGGCCGUGCUGUGCUGCCGCAUGGCCCCGCUGCAGAAGGCGCAGAUUGUGAAGAUGGUGAAGAGUUCGAAGGGCAGCCCUAUUACCCUGUCCAUCGGUGACGGGGCCAAUGAUGUCAGCAUGAUCCUGGAGGCGCAUGUGGGCAUUGGUUUAAAAGGCAAAGAGGGCCGGCAGGCGGUGAGGAACAGUGACUAUGCCAUACCCAAACUCAAGCACCUGAAGAAGCUGCUACUGGCACACGGGCACCUGUACUACGUCCGCAUCGCCCACCUUGUGCAGUAUUUCUUCUACAAGAACCUUUGCUUCAUUUUACCUCAGUUCCUGUAUCAGUUCUUCUGUGGAUACUCACAGCAGCCCCUGUACGACGCAGCCUAUCUGACGAUGUACAACAUCUGCUUCACCUCUAUGCCCAUCCUGGCCUACAGCCUCCUGGAGCAGCACAUCUGCAUGGAGAUCCUCAUGGACAAUGCCUCUUUGUACAGGGCGAUGGCCAAGAAUGCCUUGCUGCGCUGGGGCCCCUUCCUGUACUGGACGGCAUUGGGGGUCUUCCAUGGCCUAGUCUUCUUCUUUGGUGUGCACUUUCUUUUCAGAAAUUCAGCCUUGCAGGACACUGGCCAGGUCUUUGGAAACUGGACCUUUGGAACAAUAGUUUUUACUGUCCUCGUCUUCACCGUCACCCUGAAGUUGGCUAUGGACACACGUCACUGGACCUGGAUUAACCACUUUGUCAUCUGGGGCUCACUGGUCUUCUAUGUCUUCUUCAGCUUCUUCUGGGGAGGAAUCAUAUGGCCUUUUCUGCAGCAGCAGAGGAUGUACUUUGUCUUCUCCAGCAUGCUGAGCUCCCUGUCGGCCUGGCUGGUCAUCGUCCUGCUCACCGUGCUGAGCCUUCUGCCCGACGUCCUGCUCGUCAUCCUCCGCCCGCCCCGGAACCCCCACCCCCGACAGCCUGCAGAAGACCCCUUCCUACAUGUAGAAACGUAAAACAAGAUCGCUGCCAUCACGCCGCUGUCCUACAAGCACCUGCAGGAGCUGAACUGAAGACCCGGGGGAAAUACUGGGGCAGGAGCGGGCAGCACCCUGCCUCUACAGGACCCCCCCAGCCUUCCGAAUGCUAGCCGUCUGCACAACUGCCUGUUUUGUUUUGUCUUUAAACCCGCGGUUCGCUCCGCUAGCUUUUGCGACGCCGUCGUCCCUGCGCUGGAGCAUGCUGCUGGCCGCGUCUCCAUGGCGCUCACGCGUUCGGCGCGUCUUUAUGCCUUUUCUUUUCAAGGAUGCGCUCAAUGGCUUCGUGGGUUUUUCUGUCUUUCUAUGGAGAUUAAAUGUAUGUGAAUCUGACGAGGCUGCGCCGUCAGUUGCUGCGAGCUGCAGUAUUUCACUCCCGCUCUCCCAGAAUGCUUCACUUCCCAUUUUUGGGAAACCAAAAGGAUGCCCCGCGUCGUUGCUGUUGGCGAAGAAUAAUUGAGGUCCGACUACUCUCCCGUCAUCUGACUCCAUUUGCAUUUUACCAAACGAUCUUACGUGGGACAAAGCUUUCUUUAAAUUGUGGUUCUUCUCCAAAGAGAAACUGUGGACCAAGGGCAGCUGCAAUAACAAUGAAUGAUCCUCGAAGCUCAGUCCAUUCAUUCUGUUUCCAAAAGCCAUUGGAAGUGAAAGACAUCACUUUGCAUUGUAUGGCCACACUGCAUGGCAAGUGAGAAACAUAAAAUAUUUUGCACAGCGAGUCCUAAGCCUGCUUGCUGUCAGACAGCAUGGAAUUGUGGGAUGGAGGGCGGUAGGUACAACAGAACAUACAGACACAUGAUUCUCACGUGAUUGUGCACUAAUACUGAUAGCGUGACUAUGCAUGCAGUGAAUCUACCAGCCUUUCGAGAACAGAGAUUAUGACUGUGUGAACAGAUAAACGUACGUAUGUGCUUUGGAUGCCAAAAAUUAGCCAGUGAGAGAUCUGAGCCCCGCCUCUUCACCGAGGUUGUGUGUGACCAUGGACCGAGUGACCGCUGCUUUAAUAAUUACAUUGUGUGUUAAUUACAUUAAUGAGAAAUCUGUGGUUGGUCAUGUGGCUUAGCCGUCAGUGGGGCCACACGCCUGUACGUUUUUUUUUUUUAAGCGUACGGAUCGGAGCACUGCCUGUUGCUGCUCGCGCCUCAUGUGUCUGCAGAAAACGUGGGCCAGCUCUAAAUCUGUCACUUGCACGGUCGCACACGACCGUACUGUGAGCGAGAAGCGCUCAGAGGGGGCGCGUCUGGACCGAUUGCUGCCAACGGGCUGAGCUCGGCCUGCUGAAACUAAGCCUCCCGCAGAGUCUUUCUGGAUGCUGGUGGCAUUGUGGGCCGUCGGGUCCUCCUACCCUUUAACUGCAUCGUCUCUCAGUGUCAGUUCCGUGUGGGGAACGCUUUUCUGCAGGGUUGUGUCAUUCGUUGUUAGGGGGCGGGCGGACAUUUUAAAUCCAGCUGCAAUGUUUGUGUGUAACGCUUCAAACAUUCCAUGUGUGCAUAUACCCAUGGUUCAGAUCACGUUUUAAAAAAAUACGGAAUGCCUUUUUUCUUUUUUUUUUCGAAACACAUAAUUCUAUCGGACCUGUUUGUUGUAAUGUGUGAUUUUACCUGCAAAUGCUAUAUAUUUUUAUUACCAGAUUUUUAUUAAUGUGGAGAAUGAUUUCACAGCGUGUGCUGGUUUUAAAUGACCUGGUUCUAAUAAACUGCUUUAUUUCA